GUUAUAAGUGCUUUCAUUGAUGCAGCGUUACCGGCAACCACAUACAUCGUGAGAUCAUCUUAAAGAUAAGGGACAUCCUUAGGAUCUAGGAAGCGCAGAGCCAAAAUGACGACUCACACGAAUGUGUUACAAGCUGGCGCAACGGAAGAGAAGGGAGAGACUGCCAGGAUGGCAGCCUUUGUGGGAGCGAUGGCCAUUGCAGACCUGGUGAAGACCACGUUAGGCCCGAAGGGCAUGGACAAGAUCUUGCAGAGCAUGGGGCGAGGGCAAGAAGUGGUUGUCACAAAUGAUGGCGCCACCAUUCUCAAGUCCCUCUAUGUGGACAACCCUGCAGCUAAGGUGCUAGUGGAUAUCUCGAAGACACAGGAUGCGGAGGUGGGGGAUGGGACCACCUCAGUGGUGGUGCUGGCCGGGGAGCUGCUGCGGGAGGCUGAGAAGCUGGUCAGCCAAAACAUCCACCCCAUGACCAUCAUCUCAGGUUACAGGGAGGCCUGUGAGCUGGCGUACGCGCAGCUGGAGAAGGUGUCUGUCAACAACUCUGCCGACAAGGAGCGCUUUAGACAGGACCUGCUGAACAUAGCUCGCACGACGCUGAGCAGCAAGAUCCUGACGCACGACAAGGACCACUUUGCCGAGCUGGCCGUGGACGCAGUGCUGCGCCUGAAAGGCUCCACAAAUCUGGAGGCCAUCCAGAUCAUCAAGAAGCCCGGCGGCACCCUCAAGGAGUCUUUCCUGGACGAGGGUUUCAUCCUGGACAAGCGCAUCGGCGUGGGGCAGCCCAAGCGGCUGGAGAACGCAUCCAUCCUGGUCGCCAACACGGCCAUGGACACCGACAAGGUCAAGAUCUACGGCGCUCGCGUCCGUGUCGACUCCAUGCAGAAGGUGGCGGACAUAGAGAAGGCUGAGCGGGACAAGAUGCGGGGCAAGGUGAACGCCAUCAUAGACCACGGCAUCAACUGCUUUGUCAACCGCCAGCUCAUCUACAACUUCCCCGAGGAGAUCUUUGCCGACGCGGGCAUCAUGGCUAUUGAGCACGCCGACUUUGACGGCAUCGAACGCCUCGCCCUCGUCACAGGCGGGGAGAUCGCGAGCACUUUUGAGAACCCGGGCGCGGUGAAGCUGGGGCGGUGCAAGCUGAUCGAGGAGAUCAUGAUCGGGGAGGACCGACUCAUCCACUUCUCCGGCACCGCCAUGGGCGAAGCCUGCACCAUCGUCCUCCGCGGCGCCAGCACGCAUGUGUUGGACGAGGCGGAGCGUUCCCUUCACGACGCGCUCUGCGUGCUGAGCCAGACUGUGCAGGACUCGCGCGUCAUGGCGCGGGCGGUGGGAGAGGGCGCUGCGCGGACGCCAGGCAAGCGCAGCCUCGCGAUGGAGGCAUUCUGCACCGCACUGCGCGCCAUCCCAACCACCAUCUGCGACAACGCAGGGCUGGACAGCGCGGAUCUGAUAUCCCAGCUGCGGGCGUCGCAUGCGCACGACGCGGCCAGCCGCCAAGGCGUGGACGUCCUCACGGGCGGCAUGGGCGACAUGUCCAAGCUGGGCAUCUUCGAGUCCUUCAAGGUGAAGGCCCAAGUGCUGCUGUCAGCGACGGAGGCAGCGGAAAUGAUCCUGAGAGUGGAUGACAUCAUCAAGUGCGCGCCCAGGCAAAGGAGCGAGCAGUGAUGCAGCUGUGCAGAACGUGCUUUGAGAUCAUGGUGUGUGAGACACGCGGGGUAAUAUCAUCCUCGAUUAAUCACCCAGUGUCCUCCUUGGGCCUUGACAUCUGGACUGUUAAAGAGGAUGUCAAGAGGGUGUCGUGGCCGCCAUAAGCGGAAUGAAACAGAUGCUUUGUUGUAUUUCAUUUUCUACAAAGGACCAGCAACACUUUUGGCAUUGCAUGCCCAAUGUUUUUGUGACCCUAGCUGACGUUGACCAUCAACAAGUCCUUGUGCUCUUGCUUGUGAGGACGAGGCCUUUUGAGCCUUCGUAGAUAAUCCGGGCGUGGCAAGUGAACAAAGAAUCGUGCAUGCGAUCGCUAUAGUUUUCUUUGAUGCAAAACGUCCAAGGAAUCCAGAAGAACCAGAUGUUUAUUCUGCGGAGAGGUAAAGAAUGGUCAAAGAUGCUGGAAA
Messenger RNA from Coccomyxa subellipsoidea C-169, 2108 nucleotides. RefSeq names its product T-complex protein 1 beta subunit. NCBI's taxonomy places the organism in Eukaryota, Viridiplantae, Chlorophyta, Trebouxiophyceae, Coccomyxaceae. Gene Ontology annotation, molecular function: ATP binding; ATP hydrolysis activity; ATP-dependent protein folding chaperone. Gene Ontology annotation, cellular component: chaperonin-containing T-complex; cytosol. Gene Ontology annotation, biological process: protein folding. The record is from RefSeq and is a predicted model, not a curated record. The coding region runs from base 106 to 1662 and encodes 518 amino acids. The transcript has 14 exons.